Aplysia californica (California sea hare) is the source of this 2791-nucleotide messenger RNA. RefSeq names its product jmjC domain-containing protein 8. Gene Ontology annotation, cellular component: cytoplasm. The transcript has 9 exons. The coding region runs from base 126 to 965 and encodes 279 amino acids. NCBI's taxonomy places the organism in Eukaryota, Metazoa, Mollusca, Gastropoda, Aplysiida, Aplysiidae. The record is from RefSeq and is a predicted model, not a curated record.
CUGGAGAGACACAAUUUACUAAAAUUUUGGACGAAAAUUUUGCCAACCAAACAAAACGGAACAGGAAAAGAAGAAAACGAAAGUUCCAAAUUUCGUGCCGAAUCCGACCGAAGGAUUCUGACAAAAUGUUGAAAAUGCAUGUUCGAGACAAGAUGUCAACGUUUUCUUGGUUUCUUAUUUUGGCUGGAGUGUGUACAACGACCUCCUCCUGUUUGACUGACGAGGGAUCUUUAGAUGAUGGGGGAUGGUCUACAUCAAAGAAAGAUAUGCUUGCUGUUCCUGGUCCAUGUGAUAUUGAAGUGAGAGAUGCGAAAGGACUUUCUCAGCAAGAGUUUCUGAAUAGAUAUGCUUAUGAUCUGCCUGUCGUUAUACGAGGAGCAACUGACAAUACUGUUUUUCAAGACCAAUGCAGAAAGGAAAACAUGAUGAAAGACUAUGCUUCCAAACGAAUUAAACUGAGUUCUGCGAAUACUCAUUCAUAUGAAAAAGUUGAAGUGACCUUACAAGAAUAUGUGGAUAAAUAUUUGAAGCCACAGACAUUGAAAACUUUAGGAAAUGAGACAUUUUACUGGUUUGGUGACAACAACUUUACAGAGUGGCAGUCCCUCAUUGACUUGUAUCAGCCACCCCCAUAUUCUGUGCCCGAUAUGACAGGAGCGUACAGUUUUGGCUUGGCAGGUGCUGGGACUGGGGUACCUUUUCACUUUCAUGGCCCUGGAUUUGGAGAAGUUGUCUUUGGUCGCAAGAGGUGGUUCAUGUACCCGCCCAAUAAAACUCCUCACUUCCACCCAAACCGUACAACUCUGCAGUGGUUACAUGAAGACUAUCAAGAGUUGCACCCACUUGAGAGACCCCUGGAAUGCACUAUAUCAAAGGGAGAGUUGAUCUACUUCCCUGACAGAUGGUGGCACGGGACCUUGAACAUCGACACUAGUGUGUUUAUCUCUACUUUUUUGGCAUACUAAGAAGGGGGUGUCUGAUCACAAUGUGCAAUUAAUUGUGUGAAAAGUUUAUGUUGUGGUGCCUCUGUGUCAUUGAUCAUAAUAAUUGAGUAUUGAUUGGUGUGUGUGCAUUUGUUAGGUCAUAAUUCAGUAUAAUACGGAUAGCUCGAAUUCUUUGGGAAAGGCCUCGGAAGUUCGAGGGAUCCGUAGUUCGCGGGAUAUCUUUCAAAAGUAAAUAAGAAAAAACGGAACCGCAUGCACUGUUCGACGGUUGCAUGAUUCCGAGUCUUCUGUGUUCGACCUAUCCGUGUUACACUGUAUUUUGGUUCAAUGAGGAAGAUGAAGUUAUAGCAAAGCAGAAGCUGUUGUCAUAUUGUUUAUAUGAAAAAUGUUAUGACAUGCUUGGGUGUGUGAGUGAGAGAAAGCCACCAUGUUUAAAAAGAUUUGUAUGAUUAUAAUGGUCAACAUAUUACUUGCAAUGUGAUAGUACAGUAAUGUCUCUUGGCUUGUUGUUAAUGUGAUCACUUUUCCAAACAGAUUUAGAAGAUUUUAUUACAGUCUGAUGCUACAGCUGACUGACUGAUCACCAUUCUAAGAGGAAUGAAAUGAUAAUAUUUACAAAAUAUUGAGCCCAGUAAAAUGUGUAUGACUAUUUUUUCAAUCUUACUGUUCUUGAUUUAUGUUUGUCUAUUGAAUUCCUUUAAAUUAUAUGAUUGCCAUAUGGGAAAUGCUUUAUCUGCAUCAGUAUGUAGUCUUACGACAUCGAGUUACAGAAUUGCAUGCAUUGUGGAUUUUCGCCAAAUAUUAUUUUAAUUCAGACAAGAAAAAGUGCAAAAAGACAGCUUGAGAAGAGCAAAUAAUCUCCAUAGUGGUUAUAUUGUGUUGGAUUAUGGCAAGAUUAUUGGUGCGGGAAACAGAAGCAGAGGAAAUAAUUGCCCCUUCCUGACACUCUUACCAAAAGUUGAAUCAGACUGGAAGUAAGACAUUUCAUACUGUGUGCUGGAUUAAGUUAAUAGCUCUCUGAAUGUUAGUUUUAAUGAAAAUCUUAAGCACCAUGUCAAAGCAAAUUCUUUUCUCCUUGUUCGUUUUGUCUCCUGAAGUUCAGUUCUCAAGUGUCUGAUUAGUCUGAAUAGUAAGUGCAUUUUAUUGAAUGCAAAUGUGGCAUUUCUACUUUCUAUUACAGCUCUCUGAUUCCCAUUUGAUAAUGUUACGGUUUUAUGUUUUUAUUGAAUUUUUUGACACUGUUAUUGUAUGCUUUUACCUUCAGUUCUUUUUUAACAGUCGUGAUUUAUUUAUCUGUAGUCACAGUAGUAGGUCUUUGAUUAGAUCUCUUUUGUUUUGCCUUUGGAAACGGACAUGUUUGGAAAUUAUUGAAGCAGACAGAACAGAAACAAUGGCGUUUUUAAAAAAUUUACGUAAUAUAUUAAGCUGAUUAUGGCGUUACUGAUCAUUGUGAGUUUGGUAAUAGUAAUAGAUAACAGUAUAAUUUAUAAAACAAAAAUAUUAGCAUGAAAGAUGUAAUGUAAGAAGAAUUUUUUUCUUAUUUCUAUUUAAUAUCAAUCAUUAUUGUAAUAUAGAAUAAUUUAUUUCCCCUUCUGAAUGGAGGGCAGCACGAAUGACUUUUUGCAAUCAAAUGCACUGCUGAAAGGCUUUGUAGGCUAUGCAUGAUGUUGCUGGAAGUAGCAGAUUAAUCACAGCUGUCUUCACCACAGAUCUCUCCCUUACAGAUGCCUGUUCUUGUGUGGUCCAAAAUACUGGCAGCAAUAUGUUAUUUUUUUAAAAACAACCUGUCAGCUUCAUGUUGUUGGUUUUUUUUGUGUUACUCAUGAAUAAAUUACUUUAUUCUAGAA